CCCGUUCCGUUCAACCAAACCCUUACCUUUCAAACAACGUCCAGCCCGUCCGUCAAUUGCAAACCGCGACCCGGAGGAAAAUCCAUUACAACGUCUCCGAAUCCGGCGAAUCGAAGCGCGCAACGGUCAAAGAAGCACUCGAGAUGUCGCAGGAACCGCACGCCGACCGCGACCCGGUCAUGAAAGCGAUCAAGGACAGGCUCCUCAGAUGGACCUGCGAGCGACACGCCACCGACUGUCCCCUCGACAGACAUCUACUACGUGACAAAGCCUUGGAAUUGGCCGGCGAGCAUGAACUGACCGGCUUCAAAUGUUCCGACAGAUGGCUAACGUGUUUCCUGAAGAGACACGGCUUCUCCCUCGACCCGAACGACUCGUCCGGACCGGUCUUCCGCAACUAUCGAUUAUGGAUCGACGCGAUGCGGUCCGUCAUCACGCAGUACAAACACAAGGACUUCUUCCAUUUGGACGAAUUAACUAUGUACUCCGACGUCUCGCCCGCCGGCGUCUCCUCGGCGAUGUUUCAUUCAGCGCGCCAAGACGCUUCUCUGAAGAAAACGACAGUGCUGAUGUGCUGCAACGCCGCCGGCACCGAGAAGUCACCGCUCUUGAUCUGCGGCACUUACCCAGCCGUGCUAAAAGGCGAGGAUUACGUGUACACUCACAAUGAAGAUGCCUCGAUAAGCGACGAGCUCUUUAGGGAGUGGCUGAGCCGAUUGAACGAUCGUAUGUCGUGCGGCGAGCGGAAGAUCCUGCUGCUGUUGCAUAGGGAUCGAGUGAGCGCCUUCCAAGAAUUCGAGCUGAGCAACAUUCGGCAUAUCUUCUUCCCCGAGAACUUCCCGCCACUGCUGAGGCCCUUAAAGAGGGACGUCUUCCACUUUGUGAAGAUGAUCUACCGGAGCAAGUAUGUGGAAGGAAUCAAGGAACGUGGGCGCCGGUGGAACGUCGAGAACGUAGUGGAAAGCUUGUUGGAAGCUUGGCGGAAAGUUCCGCGCGCGCUUAUUAUCGCCAGUUUCCAGCGAACGAGCUUCAGAACCGACGACUGCUUCCUGGAGAUUGAUUGUGACGCGUGGCAAGAACUAGAGGCUGGGAUUUCUUUCGAGAGGUUCGUCACGUUCGAUGACGAUCUUUCGACGCCGCGAAAACAGCGCCGAUCUUCCGGUCACAAUUACAACCUGAGGACCAGAGAAGAGAUCAUUCUGGUGGACGAUAAGUUCGGUCCCAGAAGGGAGCUUCCAGCCGAAAGAAUCUUCGACGAGUCGCAAGCGGACGGAGACUCAAAGAGAAUUCAUGGAAAGGUGGACAUUGAUCGGAAGAAGAAGAAGAAAAAGAAUUCGUUGAAGAGAUCUCACGAGGAAGUUCAACUGGACGAAGACCUUCUCGUAGAGACGAUCAACAUGACGUCGACUGAUAAUUCAAUUGCUGACUCUGCUCAGGAGUCGAGGCGUCACGAAGAAGUCGUCGCUGCUUCGCCACCGGCGAAGCGCCCGAAGAUAAUCAGCAUUGAAACCUUCUAUGUGGCGAAGGAACAGCGAACGGAUGCAAGCACUCAAAGCACUGCCGAAUCCGAAGAAAUCAACCCGACUACAUCGAGAACAAACGCGGAUCACAUUGUCCAGGCAAUCGAUGACACGAUUAACUACCAGGAAGAGGGAAAUGGAAACAGCGAAGCUUCGAGCAGUGGUGAGCAGCGAUCGAUGGAGUCCUCACGGCGAAUCGAUGUCUCGAACGCGGGCGAUUUCGCGUCGCAACAAGUGUGCGACGAUAUUCCCGCCACUGAUUCGGAGAAUCCGAACACGUCGAUGGUUUCCGGAGUUAUCCCGGGAAAGGAGGCCAAGUCGAGCGAUGCGACGCCGGCGAUGGACGGAAACGACCGCCAUUCUUCGCGGCAAUCCCCGAAGAGAAAGCGAUCGCGUUUCGUCGACGUCGAAAAGCCGCUGGAUUAUCCGGACGACGGCGAGCCGGAGCGGAAAAAGUCGAGGUCCGAUUGCGAUUGGGCGAAGCGAUACGAGACGACGUUCGUCUUCGGCUCGUCUGAACUCGCGCCUGGCAACGAAGACGCGCAGCAGCCGAGACCGAGACGACUAUGCGAGGCGCAGAAGAGUAUCUUCACCAUAAGGCCCAGGAAGGAUUAGAAACGACUCCGCAGCCAGAGGUAUGGAAGCCGGAAAUCUAACGAAAGUGUGUGUGUCUGACGGAAGAUUCAACUUGCGGAAGAAGCACAAAGCUGACAGUGCAGUGAACGUUCUCGAGCGCCAUGUGUGAUAAAUAAGUUCCCAAAGUGACACGGAGCUGCAUUGACGUGCAACACAGUCGUGCUAAAUCUUUCAUUUUAAUACCCCUCUCUCCUCCGCUUAUCGAUCAACGCACUCAUGUAAACGAUUUACGAAUUACGAUCGGUAACGGGGCAAUUGUUGUUAAUUGUUUAUUUAUUUAUUCUUCCGUGCUUUGCGAUUGGAUGUGGCUUCCGAUUUACACAUUCGUACAUUUAUAUAUUCAUGUGUUUUCUAACUUUCAUUCAUUAAAUUUAAUCGACUCAAAACC
Odontomachus brunneus is the source of this 2544-nucleotide messenger RNA. RefSeq lists its product as uncharacterized. NCBI's taxonomy places the organism in Eukaryota, Metazoa, Arthropoda, Insecta, Hymenoptera, Formicidae. Gene Ontology annotation, cellular component: nucleus. Bases 144 to 2135 code for a protein of 663 amino acids. The transcript has 4 exons. The record is from RefSeq and is a predicted model, not a curated record. Gene Ontology annotation, molecular function: DNA binding.